GCCCGUUAUGGAUCUCACCAGUCUGGUGCGACUGCGACUCCAGACGGCAAUGCCCUGCCCUUGAAAAGCCUCAGUGUCCAGAAACGGCCUUAUCUGGAUGCAAGACUUCCUUGAUUCAGUUCCGAUUUUGCCCCCGCGUCCCAAUUCAAUCACCACACUGACCCAAAGCGAGCAGACCAUAACCUAUUUCCACCAGGAACGCCCCAUCCCGCUCCUGAAAUGGCAAGGGCUGUUCCUCGUGUGCCGUGAAAUCUCCCUCGAGGCGCGGGCAGUGUUGUACGGCAGCAACAAGUUCCUGCUCGAGUCGUCAGACUCGAUCAAGGAGAUCCAGGACUGGUUGGUUGAGAUCGGGUCUGCCAAUCGGGGAUGUCUCCGCACCUUGUCCAUUGAUCUCUGCCGUCCCAUUGAUACACAAGGCCAUCACUCAACUCUGGAUUACAGGUUCUACCAGAUCAAUAUGCCGUGUGACUCCGACCAAACACCCGAAGAACUUCGUGAAGAGCUGACAAGGAUGGAGAAGCUCAUCAAGGCAGAUGUCAUCUCCGUUCUCCAACCGCUCUCCGGAGCUGGCAAUAAGAAUCUCAACGAUUUGACGCUGUAUAUUCCAGGCGACGAUCAAGGACGGCAGAUGCUGUAUCGGUAUGACAAUGACUUUUAUUUCCGUGGUGACCUACUUGAGGAUGAUGAUAUGAGAAAGGCGAUUUUGGAUAUUGGACCGCUGGAAUUGCUUUCUAUUGGCAGGACGGAGAGCCAAGAAUUGGCCGUGGGGGUGGCGAGGGCGAUGGGUGUCAAAACGUUGAGAGUGAGAUGGGUGAGGGCUCAUUUUGAGAGGGAAGAGGCAGAGCCGAGAUGGAACUCUGGGGGAUGGGUUCAGGAUGAGGAUAUGCUUGGUGCGAAGAUAGAAUUGGGUGCUGAGUUGAACGCUUUGACUUUGUCUUAGGGAAGAUAGUAUCUGAAGCUUGGAUCUUGCAAUCACGACUAGACUCUCAGCAUCAUGAAGGCUGGCUGGAACCACGUGAAUUAACGCUUGACGCACAACACGAGGUUAUCUACAGAAAUACAUGAGAAGAAAACAAAUGCAGAACACACCGAAAAUACGAGUAUAGAUAAUAUUUAAGUGUGUGACCCGCCUCGUAUAUACUUCCAAGAUCCUUCAGCUU
Molecule: messenger RNA, 1160 nt
Organism: Hyaloscypha bicolor E
Lineage: Eukaryota; Fungi; Ascomycota; Leotiomycetes; Helotiales; Hyaloscyphaceae
Exons: 2
Coding region: 98-940 (280 amino acids)
Source: RefSeq, a predicted model, not a curated record